Molecule: messenger RNA, 3978 nt
Organism: Melanotaenia boesemani (Boeseman's rainbowfish)
Lineage: Eukaryota; Metazoa; Chordata; Actinopteri; Atheriniformes; Melanotaeniidae
Gene: flt3
Product: fms related receptor tyrosine kinase 3
Exons: 24
Coding region: 128-3136 (1002 amino acids)
Biological process (GO): cytokine-mediated signaling pathway; cell surface receptor protein tyrosine kinase signaling pathway; B cell differentiation
Cellular component (GO): signaling receptor complex
Molecular function (GO): ATP binding; transmembrane receptor protein tyrosine kinase activity
Source: RefSeq, a predicted model, not a curated record
ACACUGCGUCACUGCAAGGGCGUUAUGAUUAGUUUACUUCCCCUGUUUAAAAAAACUUGCGCACAUCUAACACAUUAGUUUGACAGCCCGACUGGAGAGUAUGUAACCCUGACAGACAAACGGCUUCAUGAUGGAGAGACAAGCAAGUAUCAUUACAGCUGCUGUGCUGCUGUUUGCUGUCAAAGCUCUCUGCUCUGUUGGUGCAAAGAAACAGGCCUGCGUACACAGUCAUGAGGAGGAAUGUUUUCUGCUGAACGUGAAUGAAACCGAUUCCGUCAGUAUUAAGCUGUCUUUGGGUAAGAAACUCAACAUCUUCCUGGUGGGCCUCCCUCAUAAUCCUGUCUGCUAUCGGAAUGGAGAGAAAGUGCAACUAAUGGAGCGCGACAAAAGGCCCUUUAUGGUCAUUACACCUCUUUCUGGGAAAGAGUCAGGGAAAUACUCUUUGACAUGUAAAUCUACUAAUGAAACCAGUUUCUCAAAAAACAAAACUGUGAUUCUUGUUGUGAUGGAACGUCCCACAAAACCUCAACUGGUAUUGUACGAUUUCAAUGCUAAAGAUCGUUCCCCUUCCUUCAAGUGUAGCUCUGAGGGCUCCCCAAAACCAAAAAUUCAGUGGUUUGCGCCUGGACCUGAUACUAAAGAGGGAGAGGGCAUAUCAAGUGCAGAUUAUUAUAACAAGGGAGUUAUGUGUUGUGCCACCAAUGAUGAAGGACAAGAGUGCACCCAGCUGCAUGACUAUGAUGUACGAAGCCAUUCUAAGAAAAGUGAUGACAUAUCUUAUGUGACCGUGAGCCCGGGUGAGUCUUUACUGCUUCGCUGCAGAACACAGGAGUCAUCAUAUUCUAACUGGGAGAAAGACAACAAAGAACUGAACAUGAAAUGUGAAACAAAUCACGAGAUAUGCAUUAAACAUGAUAAACAUUAUGAGAGUCGGAUGUCCUACCUGUUCAUCAAAACAGUACACAAUGGCUCAUACACCUGCAGAACUCCCCAAAACAUAACUAAGACUGUUUAUAUUCAGGUUGUAGCUGAAAGUUCUCUCUCCGCUCAGCUUGAUGCCAGAAAGAUUUUGACAGCUGAGAAAGCAAACAGCAUCUGUUUGCAAGCAAAUGUUUCCUACCACCCUACACUCAAGCAGUGUUUCUGGGAGGCCCCCGAUAAAACGAUGACUAAAUGCAUCAGGGAGAACUGGGUAACGAAGCACAGGAAUGUGACGUUAUGCAGUCCACUCAUAUCAGGAGUUUAUAAACUACAUCUGGAGACAGAAGGAAAAAAGGAAGAAAAGAAAAUCAGUGUUUGUGUUGUAGGUAAACCCAUUUUCGCAUUCACUGGUGAUCAGAAUGGUAACCUCACCUGUAAAACUGCAAGUCUUUUGCCAGCAGACUAUAAAUGGGAGUUUUGCUCAACAUCAAACAAUAGCUGUAAGGAUGCACAUAGUCAGCCAGGAGCACCCUGGAAGGUGCUUCAGACAGGCCAUCAACCAGACUCUGAUGACUUUUGUUACAAGGAAAUCAUAAACUCGGUUUCCCAGGCUUUGGCGAAUGAAACGUAUUAUAGGUUUUGUGUGACAAACUUAGCUGGAUCCUGGUGCAGCUCUAGCUACUUUCCUCAACCAUUUGUGCCGCUGCCCUCCAAAAGCUAUGCACCUGUUGAAGACACCACGCCGCUGAAAAUCGGAGUUCUGUUUUUACUUCUGACCUUGUUAGUUGUCAUCGUGGCACUCAUGUACUUUGUCAAAAAGAAGAAACCGAAGUAUCAGCCUCAGCUGCAGAUGAUUCAGAUAGUUGGACCCAAUGACAACGAUUACAUCUACAUCAACUUCAAGGACUUUGACUACGACAAAAAAUGGGAGUUCCCCAGGGAAAACCUGGAACUGGGUAAAGAAUUAGGCUCCGGAGCUUUCGGCAUGGUGCUCCAGGCUACAGCCUAUGGCAUUGACAAGGCUGGAGUCUCUCAGCAGGUGGCUGUCAAGAUGCUGAAAGAAAAAAACCAUUCGGUGGAGAAGGAGGCACUCAUGUCCGAACUCAAGAUGCUGACUCACAUCGGUCACCAUGCCAACAUUGUGAACCUCCUUGGUGCAUGCACAGACUCAGGCCCCAUAUACCUGAUCUUCCAGUAUUGCUGUUAUGGAGACCUACUUAACUACCUGAAAACGAACAGCGACUGCUACAACAAGUCUGUGACCGAUGCUUUUAACAUGAACCGUUUCAGUAGCCUGUACAACAACCUGCAGCUGAAGAAAAACUCCAGUGAACUGGUCACAGCUGCGGAUCAUUACAUGCCCAUGCACACUUCCACCACCAGGGAGCAGGAGAACAUUGAGCUCCUCACUCUGAACUCCUGUGACAGGGACAACUGUGAGGACCCGGAAAUCUUUGACAGCUCAGACGAUCAGACCGAAGACCUGCAGGCCCUCACCUUUGAUGACCUGCUCAGCUUUGCCUUUCAAGUGGCCAAAGGCAUGGAGUUCCUCUCCUCGAAGAAUUGUAUCCACCGGGACCUGGCAGCUCGAAAUGUGUUAGUGACAAAGGGCAGGCUGGCGAAAAUUGGUGACUUUGGGUUGGCCCGCGACAUCGACAAUGACUCCAACUAUGUUGUGAGAGGAAACGUGCGUUUGCCAGUGAAGUGGAUGGCACCAGAGAGCAUCUUUCAGGGCAUGUACACCAUGCAGAGUGACAUCUGGGCUUAUGGCAUUCUGCUCUGGGAAAUCUUCUCUCUCGGUGUCACUCCAUACCCGGGCAUGAAGGUGGACCACACGUUCUAUUCAAUGAUUGAGAGGGGAUUUAAGAUGGAGUGUCCCUACUAUGCCAACGAGUCAGUGUAUCGGAUGAUGUGCAAGUGUUGGGCCUUGGAUCCUUGUAACCGCCCUUCUUUCUCCAAGUUGGUGUCCUUCAUGUGUGACCAGCUGAUGGACAGAGAGGAGAAGCUCUACCAUAACAUGCUGGAUCAGACUUCCAGCAUUUACCAGAAUGCAUCAACCCUUCUCGACAUUUCUGCUUCCACAAAACACCACAAAAGCAAGUCGGCCAAUGAUUACUGUCAGGCCUACAUGACUGAGGAAAGUAAAGCAGAAGUAUCAAACUCAGAGGUUGUGACAUUUGAAGAUGAGCUUCUGAAGCCGUCUGGUGCGGAGUGAUCCUCUAUCAUAUCUUAAUUCCAUCCACAAGAUAUAUAACAACUUACUUAAUGCUCUUCUUGUGAUAAUCAUAAAAUUAACAGUAGAAUGCACUGGCUUUAUAUUUUCAAAUAUCCUAAGCUUUUUUUUAAACUCAGGUACAACUGAAUAAUAUAAACUAUAUGUAGCACUUAUUUAACAUAACUAUUCAUAAUCCAAAAUGUUAUUAAAUGUCACUUUCCAUAAUCUGCAGAUGUAUUGAGGUGGGAGUUGCAAAUCUACGCGGCAUCCAUGUGAAUGCCCUGAUGCAGGUUUUCCUGGUAAAACAUUACAGUGUAACAAGAAAAGCAGUGUGAUUAAUUUGACUUGACAGUGGCAUUCAUCCCCAAUCUAUUUAUAUUCGGGGUUUGCAAAAGGAUUCUUGAAAAUGUCAAUACUAUAUUUUAAACAUGUAACUCAGGAGUAGUAGCUCUUUUAUCUACAAUGAUGUCAACAUAAUGUAGCAGCUGAUAAUAUUUUGUUUGCGGGUUUAUUAAUAUAUCACAUUAUAACCAGCACUGAAAUGCAGUUAAACACAAUUAUACCAGCAACGGUUACAAUCAUAUUCAGCUAAUUUCAUGGGAUUUUUUUUUCUUUUACAUAUAUCAGUUUUGAAUAUCUUAAUGGAAUUUUUAUACUGUAUUUUUUAUUAUAACUCGUAUACUUGUUGUAAAAUUAACUUCAGUCAAUAAUGGAAAAAGUGGUGAUCACAGAGUUCAGUAUCAUCUUUGUCAUGUAUGUUUCAGAAAUAUUUUAAUUGGUUACUACAGCAUUAUGAAAAAUAACUAACACUCCAUAUAUUUUAAAUAAAGAUUAGAAAACUA